Molecule: messenger RNA, 1527 nt
Organism: Miscanthus lutarioriparius
Lineage: Eukaryota; Viridiplantae; Streptophyta; Magnoliopsida; Poales; Poaceae
Source: the annotation of a GenBank genome assembly
AUGGAGAUUGACGACCAGAAGCAGCAACAGCUAGAAGCCCCCGCUGCCGUGCCAGAAGGGUUCAACACUGACUAUCUCCGUGUCUACUACGGAAAGCUCUUCCCAUAUGGUGAUUUCUUCAAAUGGCUUUGCUAUGGAAAUGAUGGAAAGCACCCCGGAUGUGAUCAGUCAUAUGUUGGACGUCGAGAGUUUUCAUUUACACUGGAGAAUGACAUCUACUUGCGCUUCCAAUCCUUUGAUAGUGCUGCUGAAUUGGAGAGUUCUAUCAAGGAGAAGUGCCCAUUCAAGAUUGAUAUUGGACCUGUCUACAGCGUAGAUCCUUCAAAGCGUCAUGCUUACGCCCAAUCUGGCAAUAAUGUCUUUGUACCAGUGGAGAGAGAACUAAUUUUUGACAUUGAUAUAUCUGAUUAUGAUGAUGUUCGCUACUGCUGCUCUGGAGCUGAUGUCUGCUCAGACUGCUGGCCCUUAAUGACAAUUGCUAUCAAAAUUUUGGAUACUUCUCUUAGAGAUGAUUUUGGUUUCAGUCACAUACUAUGGGUAUACAGUGGCCGUCGUGGUGUCCAUUGCUGGGUCUGUGAUAGCAGAGCAAGAAAGCUAAGCAAUGAACAAAGGGCUGCAAUUGCUGACUACUUUCGAGUCUACAAGGGUGGUGAAAAUGCACUGAAGAAAAUAUCCUUGGCUGGACCUGUCCUCCAUCCCUUCCUUGCCCGGUCAUACAUGGAUGUUCUCAAAACCUUCUUUGAAGAUAGGUUGCUCCUUAGCCAACAACUCUUUUCAUCAGAGGAGAGAUGUCAGAAGAUACUUGAUCUCAUCCCUGAUGAAAAUGUUGCUAGUGAGGUCCAUGACAAGUGGCAGGGAAAUAGACGAUCUUCUAUUUCAAAGGAAGAUGUCAAUGUGACCAGAUGGGAGCAAUUGAAGACGACUUUACAGUCAGGAAAACACAAGGCUCAGGGGCUUCGUAGAUGUGUGGAAGAGAUUGUCUUCUCAUACACAUAUCCUAGACUUGACAUGGAGGUAUCAAAGCACAUGAAUCAUUUACUAAAAGCUCCCUUUUGUAUACAUCCAAAGACAGGUCGUGUUUGUGUUCCAAUUGAUCCCAGUAACUGUGAUGAUUUUGAUCCUGCAGCUGUUCCGACUCUAUCACAGCUUUUAGGAGAGCUCAAUGCUACUGGUUUUCAGACAGAUUCCGAAAAUAAUUUGGAAAGAACGUCCCUUGGGAAAUCCAUCAGUUUUUUCAGAACUUCCUUUCUGCACCCAUUGCUGAAAGCGUGCAAGGAGGAACUGGAAAGUGCAUAUAAUGCAAAGCUUCAACAGUCCAAGAAUUCCUUGAACUGGGUUACAGUGACGGUCAAACACUCAAAUGGAUGGAGACAAGAUUUAGGUCAUUUCAUGCAAGUUCGUUGCUCAGCAGAUACUGAUUGGGCUGCUUGGAACCCCGACCAGGUAUUGCCUCACCUUGCUUACUGCGCUCGCACGCUCAACAAGAAGUUUGCCCUCGCACACUCAAUGAGAAGCUUGACCGGAUGA